Molecule: messenger RNA, 654 nt
Organism: Cryptosporidium muris RN66
Lineage: Eukaryota; Apicomplexa; Conoidasida; Eucoccidiorida; Cryptosporidiidae
Exons: 1
Coding region: 1-654 (217 amino acids)
Source: RefSeq, a predicted model, not a curated record
AUGUUACAAAAAGAUAUAAACAACGAUUCUGGAAUAAAUGAAAGAAUGGAAACUUGUUGUCCAAGUCCAAUGAAGAUAUUUUCACCAGAUUUUAUUUAUAAAAAAAUGCCAUGUCGUUCUGCACUAAAUUUUGGUGAAAAUCUGUCGCAAUUCUCUGGUGGUAACUUUUUCUUAGAGUAUCCUGUACCUCAAUAUCCAAAUAAUGAAAUUUUACCUAGUGGUAUGAAUUCAUUAAUAGAACCAAAACCAUUAAGUUCAUUUUCAUCUCCUGUAGGUGAUUUAGAGAGAACUAUUGCUCAUUAUCGUCGUACUUCAGAUUUUUUGUGGAAUAGUAAUAGUAUUACAUUAUCACCUACACAUUCUGGGUCAUCAGAUGUAUUAUUUUUCGAUAGAAGAGAUAGUCCAGUUAAUUCAGAUAUAUUAAAGACUAAUGGGUCAUUUGAUAAAGUUUUGGGAGGGAGAAGAAGUAUAAGUUUAAUAUUUCCAGUAGGAUCUAGAUUAGAUAGGAUUUCUACUAAUGAUUUUCUUGGUUAUACUCAAUUACCCUCAGAUACUGAACAUAGUGAUAUUACAAUGGGUAUUGAUCAUUUAUCUAAUUCAAAUUCUUUUGAAAAAUUUUUUUCAACAGCUGAUAAUCAUAAAAAAAUGUUAUAA